This is a messenger RNA of Medicago truncatula (barrel medic), 1668 nucleotides long. RefSeq names its product probable magnesium transporter NIPA6. NCBI's taxonomy places the organism in Eukaryota, Viridiplantae, Streptophyta, Magnoliopsida, Fabales, Fabaceae. Gene Ontology annotation, molecular function: magnesium ion transmembrane transporter activity. Gene Ontology annotation, cellular component: membrane. Gene Ontology annotation, biological process: magnesium ion transport. The transcript is spliced from 9 exons. The record is from RefSeq and is a predicted model, not a curated record. Bases 167 to 1171 code for a protein of 334 amino acids.
AGGAAUAAAGUGUUGUUUCUGGUUUGCAAGUCAUGAAUGAGAGGUUGUGAGUCAAUGAAGAAGCGCUUCUUUCAGUGAGAGAAGAAACAAAGACUGUGUUGCGCCAUUCUUUUUUUUGUGAUCGCUAUUCACACCUCCAUUGGCGGGAAAGAGAUAUUAUAUAGCAAUGGGAGUUUCAGAGAAUUACAAAGGGUUGAUACUUGCGGUUUGUUCAAGUGGAUUCAUUGGUGCUAGUUUCAUCUUGAAGAAGAAGGGUCUUAAACGUGCUGCUUCACGCGGUACUCGUGCAGGGGUUGGUGGUUAUACCUAUCUACUAGAGCCACUUUGGUGGGUUGGCAUGGUAACAAUGAUUACUGGGGAAGCUGCAAAUUUCGUGGCUUAUAUUUAUGCUCCAGCAGUUCUAGUUACUCCUCUUGGCGCGCUCAGCAUUAUUGUCAGUUCGGUUUUGGCCCACUUCUUGUUGAAGGAAAGGCUUCAGAAGAUGGGGGUGUUAGGAUGUUUGUCCUGCAUUGUGGGAUCAAUUGUUAUUGUCAUCCAUGCACCACAAGAACACACUCCAAAUUCUGUCCAAGAAAUAUGGGAAUUGGCCACUCAACCAGAAUUUAUGAUUUAUGCUGCCGCAACGGUUUCCGUAGUUUUGGCCUUGAUUUUAAAUUUUGAACCUCGUUAUGGACAGAAAAAUAUGCUGGUCUACUUGGGAAUCUGUUCAUUAAUGGGCUCACUUACGGUUAUGAGCAUUAAGGCCAUUGGAAUUGCAAUAAAGCUUACCCUCGAUGGAAUAAAUCAAAUAGCUUAUCCUCAGACUUGGUUUUUUGUUAUAGUGGCCACGAUAUGCGUCGUUACACAGUUGAAUUACCUUAACAAGGCCCUGGAUACAUUCGAUGCAACCAUUGUUACUCCUGUAUAUUAUGUGAUGUUCACAACUCUUACUAUUGUUGCCAGCGCAAUAAUGUUUAAGGAUUGGUCUGGUCAGGAUGUCAGCAGCAUAGCUUCUGAGAUAUGUGGAUUCAUCACCGUCCUUACGGGAACAAUAAUUUUGCAUGGGACUAAAGAACAAGAAGAAUCUACUAGGAAAGGGACCAUGUCAUGGUUUAUGAGUGAAGAUUCCACAAAGUGCGUUGAGGAUGAACACCUUAUUGUUAUAAAUGGUUCGGAUCGUCUUGAAAAUUGACGUUCCUUUUGGGUUGAUGGAAGAGAACAUAUUUUAUACGCAACAAUUCAAUGAAAUAUGCAUGCCUAUGGUCGUGAUGCGGUGCAUCGUUGCAGUGGGGAUUGCUUGUUUUUCAUGCUGGAGCUUGAAUUCAAGCCCUCCAUGGUACUAUAUAUAGUUUUUUUUAUCAUUCUUCACAGGCUGUUGUGAAUACGGCAAUUCUCUAGAGCCAUCUCAAAGUGCUGCUAACUAAUAGUGAUUUGAGGGCAUAAUCAUUUUCCAAUUGAACUGGGGUUGCUGUCUCAUUGCAACCAUUGAGAUUUUUGGACUGAUCUCGUUGUAUGUUAUGUUGUUCAGGGUAGUCGGUGUAAGUGUGUAACUUUUCUUUUUAAUAUUUCCGUAGAAAUUAAGCAAUUGUUUAUAUGGUUCAAUCUCUAUAUAUUUUCUCAUUUAAUAAUCAGAUAUCUUUUUGUUUCUUUGAUUGGAUGUGAUCAAUUACAUUGAUUUGUUGUCUCCCA